AUGCCGUCGUCCACCACCUCAUCGGCCGCGCGACGUCGCGUGGCGUUCAGUGGCGCCGACGUGAUCGAGUACGACGCGGCGCUCGCCCCCGUCGUCCGUCUGUGUGGCGUCCCGUCUGCCGCGGCCGACGCAGCGCUCGAGUGCCAAGCGCGAGGCGUCGCCACAGUGCCGCAGCUGGUCGCGCAAUACACAGCGGAGCUCCAGCACGCGAUCCGCGCGCGUGGCUUUCAGCCAAUGAGCGACGACCUGCAAACGCUGCAGACGCAGCACCACGUGAUUGAACUGUUGUACGUGUGGACAGCGGUUGGGGUUGAGGCUCAUGCAGACGCGACCGACGUGGCGACGCUGCGACGCGCGCGAUUGGCGACAAAGCUUCUGGACGGACGUGUCGACGAUGGCUACGCUUUUGGCCGUCGGUUCUUCGCUGUGCCGGUGUACGUGGAGUCGCUGAGCGCCGAGGAAGUGGUACAAGCGGCAGAAGCGCGGAACGUGAGUCUUCAGCAGCUGGACGAGCAGCAAAAAGCAGCUGUCAAAGCACUGGACCGAGAGCUCGUGGGGUGUCAUGGGACCGCAGAAGGCCGACCGCUGCGGUCGUUGACGUGGAGGCAAUUGAUGGAGGAAGCACAGGCUCGCGGGCUGGCUGGGAAACGAGGCGACGCUGGGAAGGACAGCAAAGGGAAAAAGAGCAAACGAGCGUGGGUAGACGAGUUGCGGCCGGUGCUGAUCGCUGAGGUCCGAGCGGCCAAGAUCCAAGAACAGGAGGAGCUGCUGUUGCGUGCACGACUCACGGUCGAGAUGGAGCGAGAGCAGGAGCGGAAGCAGCAGCAGCGGCUCGUGCAGAUCAUUGAGGCGAUGGUGCCGCAGGCGGUGACGAAAGACGGUGACGAAGCGAGUGGCGCUGACUGUGUGGAACCGGAAGGUGACGACGUGGUAGGAAGAAGAGGAGAGCUCGUCGUUGGUGAUGAGAGACAGGGAUGGGAAAAGGGUGACACACGCACGUUCUUGGCAGCGCUGGCCAAGACCUUGUGUAUACCUAGGGAUUGCACGGAGGAUGUCGAUAUGGAGAAGUAA
Messenger RNA from Hyaloperonospora brassicae, 1071 nucleotides. The record is from the annotation of a GenBank genome assembly. NCBI's taxonomy places the organism in Eukaryota, Oomycota, Peronosporomycetes, Peronosporales, Peronosporaceae.